CCGGACCCUGCGGGGAAGGAGCCGGCCUGCCAAGCCGCUAUGGAAGUCGCGGGUCCUCGAGGCCUGGAAGCUGUGGCUUCGGUGUCGCGCGGCGGCCGCGGCCUCGCUUGGGAGGAAGAGAGCCAAGUGGCGGUGUGGUGAGGGAGGCGCCGCCCUCGGGAGGAACGCCCCGGAACGGUCGCGGGCCCGGGGCGGGGCCCGGCGGCGGCCGUAGAAUUACCGGUCCAGCCUCGGGGCUGUUAGCUGCGGGGUCCCCGGCUAGCGCGUGGUUACGGCUUGGUGCUUCUGGUCUGCGGAGCCUCAGGCGGGCCCUUUCUUCCGCCUGUUUUCCUGCUUUUGCGGGAACCUGAUCCAGUUCUAAGGCAUCGCUCGAGAAGGAGGCCUUCUUGUGCCUAGCACGUAGCCCCGUUUUAGACCUGGCCAGACACGGGUUUGCUUGUGAAGGUCACAGUUGCUGGAUCUAAGUGAAGGAGUUCAGUAGACUCUGAUGUGCCUGGUCACCUGGCUCAUUUUCUGAACUCUGGAUUGUGCCCUAGGAGAAAAUUAAAUUUAGUGUCAUACAUAUGAGGAAUCCAUACAGACAUGAAAUUCUCAAAGCAGUAUGGCAACAAGAGGUACUACUAUAACCACACAGUUUGGUAGCAAAAGGAUCUAUUUACUGGGCCCUCUUGACAUAGAGAUGUGGGGGGAUUCUCGAUCUGCUAACAGAACAGGACCUUUUCGUGGGAGCCAAGAAGAAAGGUUUGCUCCCGGGUGGAACAGGGAUUAUCCUCCUCCUCCCCUUAAGAGUCAUGCUCAAGAGAGACACUCUGGCAACUUUCCUGGCAGAGAUUCACUUCCCUUUGAUUUCCAGGGGCAUUCGGGGCCUCCCUUUGCAAAUGUAGAGGAGCAUUCUUUCAGCUAUGGCGCUAGAGAUGGACCGCAUGGUGACUAUCGAGGAGGGGAGGGACCUGGACAUGAUUUCAGGGGGGGAGAUUUUUCAUCUUCUGAUUUCCAGAACAGAGAUUCAUCACAGUUGGACUUCAGGGGUAGGGACAUACAUUCUGGGGAUUUUCGGGAUAGAGAAGGACCACCUAUGGACUAUAGGGGUGGAGAUGGUACUUCUAUGGAUUAUAGAGGUAGGGAGACAUCUCACAUGAACUACAGAGACAGGGAUGCUCACACUGUUGACUUCAGAGGUAGGGAUGCUCCUUCAUCUGACUUCAGGGGCCGGGGCACUUAUGAUUUAGAUUUUAGAGGCCGGGAUGGAUCCCAUGCAGAUUUUAGGGGAAGAGAUUUGUCGGAUUUGGAUUUCAGGGCCAGAGAUCAGUCCCGUUCUGAUUUUAGGAAUAGAGAUGUAUCUGAUUUGGACUUCAGGGACAAAGACGGAACACAGGUGGACUUUAGAGGCCGAGGUUCAGGUACUAGUGAUCUAGACUUUAGGGACAGGGAUACGCCACAUUCAGAUUUCAGAGGUAGACACCGGUCCAGGACUGAUCAGGAUUUUAGGAGCAGAGAGGUGGGACCUUGUAUGGAGUUUAAAGAUAGGGAGAUGCCCUCUGUGGAUCCAAAUAUUUUGGAUUACAUACAACCCUCUACACAAGAUAGAGAACAUUCUGGUAUGAACGUGAACAAGAGAGAAGAAUCCACACAUGACCAUACAACAGAAAGGCCUGCUUUUGGCAUUCAGAAAGGAGAAUUUGAACAUUCAGAAACAAGAGAAGGAGAAAAACAAGAUGUAGCCUUUGAACAUGAGUCUUCAUCGGACUUUCAGAACAGCGGAAGUCCACUUCAAGACCAAGACAAGUCACAGCUUUCUGGAGGUGAGCAACAGAGUUCAGAUGCUGGUGUGUUUAAAGAAGAAGGUGGUCUGGACUUUCUUGGCCGGGAAGACACUGAUUACAGAAGCAUGGAGUACCGUGAUGUGGAUCACAGGCUGCCAGGAAGCCAAAUAUUUGGCUAUGGCCAGAGCAAGUCUUUUCCAGAGGGCAAAACUUCCCGAGAUGCCCAACGGGACCUUCAGGAUCAAGAUUAUAGGACUGGCCCAAGUGAGGAGAAACCAAGCAAGCUUAUUCGAUUAAGCGGGGUGCCUGAAAAUGCCACAAAAGAAGAGAUUCUUAAUGCCUUUCGGACUCCUGAUGGCACGCCUGUAAAGGACUUGCAGUUGAAGGAGUAUAACACAGGUUACGACUAUGGCUAUGUCUGCGUGGAGUUUUCACUCUUGGAAGAUGCCAUCGGAUGCAUGGAGGCCAACCAGGGAACUCUAAUGAUCCAUGACAAAGAGGUCAUCCUUGAGUAUAUAUCAGGCCCGGACUUUUGGUACUGCAAACGGUGUAAGGCCAGCGUAGCUGGGUACCGAUCUUCAUGUUCACUCUGCAAGUGCCCAAGGGAAGUGACAGAGGCCAAGCAAGAAUUAGUAACCUAUCCUCAGCCUCAGAAAACAUCCAUACCAGCAGCAUCAGAAAAACAACCCAACCAGUCUCCAAGGUCAGGUGAUAAAGAAUCUGAACCUAAAAAGCGGGAAGAAGGACAAGAACCACGCUUGGGACAUCAAAAGAGAGAAGCAGAAAGAUACCUGCCUCCUUCUCGAAGGGAAGGGCUUACCUUCCGAAGAGACCGAGAGAAGGAGCCAUGGUCUGGGGAGACACGCCAGGAUGGGGAGAGCAAAACAAUCAUGCUAAAACGCAUCUAUCGGUCUACUCCACCUGAGGUCAUAGUGGAAGUGCUAGAGCCCUACGUCCGCCUUACUACUGCCAAUGUCCGUAUCAUCAAGAACAGAACCGGCCCCAUGGGCCACACUUACGGCUUUAUUGACCUUGACUCCCAUGCGGAAGCUCUUCGUGUAGUGAAGAUCUUACAGAACCUUGAUCCGCCAUUUAGUAUCGAUGGGAAGAUGGUAGCUGUAAACUUGGCCACUGGAAAACGAAGAAAUGAUUCUGGGGACCAUUCUGACCACAUGCACUACUAUCAGGGUAAAAAGUAUUUCCGAGAUAGGAGAGGAGGAGGCAGAAAUUCAGACUGGUCUUCAGAUACAAAUCGACAAGGACAACAGUCAUCAUCUGACUGCUACAUAUAUGAUUCUGCUACUGGCUACUAUUAUGACCCUUUGGCAGGCACUUAUUAUGACCCCAACACUCAGCAAGAAGUCUAUGUGCCCCAGGACCCUGGGUCACCUGAAGAAGAGGAGAUCAAGGAAAAGAAAUCCACCAUUCAAGGAAAGUCAAGUAGCAAGAAGGAGGCAUCUAAAAGAGAUGGCAAGGAGAAAAAAGACCGAGGAGUGACAAGGUUUCAGGAAAAUGCCAGUGAGGGGACAGCCCCCCCAGAGGACGUCUUUAAGAAGCCCCUGCCUCCCACUGUGAAGAAAGAAGAGAGUCCUCCACCACCUAAGGUGAUAAACCCACUCAUUGGCCUCCUGGGUGAAUAUGGAGGAGACAGUGACUACGAGGAGGAAGAAGAGGAGGAACAGACCCCUCCUCCACAGCCCCGCACAGCACAGCCCCCACAAAGGGAGGAACUGACCAAGAAGGAGAACGAAGAAGACAAACUCACUGACUGGAAUAAACUGGCUUGUCUGCUCUGCAGAAGGCAGUUUCCCAACAAAGAAGUUCUGAUCAAACACCAGCAGCUCUCAGACCUGCACAAGCAAAACCUGGAAAUCCAUCGGAAGAUAAAACAGUCUGAGCAGGAACUAGCCUAUCUAGAAAGGAGGGAACAGGAGGGAAGGUUUAAAGAAAGAGGAAAUGAUCGCAGGGAAAAGCUCCAAUCUUUUGACUCUCCAGAAAGGAAGCGAAUUAAAUACUCCAGGGAAACUGACAGUGAUCGUAAACCUGUUGGUAAAGAAGGUAUUGACAGUAGCAACAAAGGAGGCUGUGUCCAACAGACCACUGGCUGGAGGAAGGGGGCAGGCCUUGGAUAUGGCCAUCCUGGAUUGGCUUCAGCAGAGGAGACUGAAGGCCGGAUGAGGGGGCCCAGUGUAGGGGCUCCAGGAAGAACCAGCAAGAGACAGUCCAACGAGACUUACCGAGACGCUGUGCGAAGAGUCAUGUUUGCUCGGUAUAAAGAACUAGAUUAAAGAAUGGAGGAGAGGCAAGUCCCAUAGGACACAACCUCCUUCUUGUUUUGUUUGUCCGUCUCCUUUUGUUUUGUUACUGUUCUUGCUGCUAGAACUUUUUUAAAUAAACUUUUUUUCAAUGUGA
Molecule: messenger RNA, 4175 nt
Organism: Acinonyx jubatus (cheetah)
Lineage: Eukaryota; Metazoa; Chordata; Mammalia; Carnivora; Felidae
Gene: RBM6
Product: RNA binding motif protein 6
Exons: 23
Coding region: 602-4051 (1149 amino acids)
Biological process (GO): mRNA splicing, via spliceosome
Cellular component (GO): nucleus
Molecular function (GO): RNA binding
Source: RefSeq, a predicted model, not a curated record